AUGUCCACCAUGCAAGCCUCCCACGGCCACAACCAGGCCUGCUGCAACAUCCCUCCUGUUGUCUCCAAGGGUUACUCUGCCAAGGGUAGCUACGAGGAGAUUGAUGGCUUCAAGACUUACGUAACAGGCCCCUCCACCGCCAAAAAGGGCAUCCUCGUCAUCUACGACAUCUUCGGCUACUUUGAGCAAACCCUCCAAGGCGCCGACAUCCUCGCCACUUCUUCCUCGGAAGAAUACAAAGUCGUCAUCCCCGACUGGUUCAAAGGCGAGCCCUGCCCCAUCGAGUGGUAUCCCCCCAACACGGAAGAGAAGCAAAAGAACCUUGGCGCCUUCUUCGGCAGGAACCCGCCUCCCGGCGUGGCCGGCAAGCUCCCUGAGUAUGUCAAGGCUCUGAAGGAGAAGACGGGGGUGCAGGAGUGGGCUAUUUUGGGUUUCUGCUGGGGCGGGAAGGUUGUGUCUCUCGUGACGUCUGGGGAUCAGAAUCCUUUUGUUGUCGGCGCAGAGUGCCAUCCUGCUAUGGUUGACCCCAAGGAGGCGGAGGGGAUCAAGAUCCCGCUUAUUUUGCUUGCGUCCAAGGAGGAGCCGGAGGACAAGGUCAAGGAGUUUGAGGAGAAGCUCAAGGUGGCGAAGCAUGUCGAGACGUUCAAGGACCAGAUCCACGGGUGGAUGGCGGCGAGGAGUGAUCUGAGCGAUGCGAGGGUGAAGGAGGAGUAUAUCAGGGGAUAUAAGACGGUGUUGGACUUCUUUGCGAAGAACUGGAAGGCGUGA
This is a messenger RNA of Podospora anserina S mat+, 768 nucleotides long. RefSeq lists its product as uncharacterized. The record is from RefSeq and is a predicted model, not a curated record. Gene Ontology annotation, molecular function: hydrolase activity. NCBI's taxonomy places the organism in Eukaryota, Fungi, Ascomycota, Sordariomycetes, Sordariales, Podosporaceae. The transcript is spliced from 3 exons. The coding region runs from base 1 to 768 and encodes 255 amino acids.